Messenger RNA from Mangifera indica (mango), 682 nucleotides. Its product is annotated as 18.2 kDa class I heat shock protein-like. The record is from RefSeq and is a predicted model, not a curated record. Gene Ontology annotation, biological process: protein complex oligomerization; protein folding; response to salt stress. The coding region runs from base 91 to 555 and encodes 154 amino acids. The transcript has a single exon. NCBI's taxonomy places the organism in Eukaryota, Viridiplantae, Streptophyta, Magnoliopsida, Sapindales, Anacardiaceae.
GGUCCCAAUUUAGAUCAUCAGAGACAAUUCUUCAAAGUUUAGCAUCAGAUUCAGCAAUCAAUACUGUAUUCUCGCAUUCUUAGAAAUAAUAUGUCGCUAAUUCCAAGCUUCUUCGGCAACCAACGCAGCAGUAUUUUUUAUCCCUUCUCUCUGGACGUUUGGGAUCCAUUCAAGGACUUCUCUUCACUGUCCACUCGUUUCCCGCAAGAAACUUCUGCUUUUGUCAACACCCAGAUAGACUGGAGGGAAACCCCGGAGGCUCACGUGUUCAAGGCCGAUCUUCCAGGGCUCCAGAAAGAGGAAGUGAAGGUGGAGGUCGAAGAUAGCAGUGUGCUUCAAAUUAGCGGAGAGAGGAAUGUAGAGAAGGAAGACAAGAAUGACACCUGGCAUCGUGUGGAACGUAGUAGUGGCAAAUUCUCCAGGAGGUUUAAGCUGCCGGAGAAGGUCAAAUUAGACCAGAUUAAGGCUUCUAUGGAGAAUGGGGUUCUAACUGUGACUGUUCCUAAAGUUGAGGUGAAGAAACCAGACGUUAAGGCCAUUGAAAUCUCUGGUUGAAACACUGAAUAGUGUUGUGUUUGAGAAGAAUGCAAUUGAUUGUCUUGUCUUGUCUACAUAAAUUGUGUGCUUGUAAUGAAUUUCGCUUAUAAAUAAAAAUGUAAUAUCUUUGUUCUGAAUUUAUAAA